AUGCAUUCCAAUCAGAAGCAAUUCCGAUUGCUCGCUCUCACACAGCUGAUUUACAGUUUCUUUAAUAGUGAAUCCCCAGCUGAAACGCUGAGGUGCGACGUCGGUCAACAAUCGCAUCUGAUCUUCGAACAGCAACACCAAAUGGGAAAUAGUAGCGCGAAAUACGAUUUCGAGACGGGAUUAAGUGACUCCUGCUGGGAGCUAGUAAUAUCAUAUCUCGAUGUGAUCAGCCAAGUGCGUUUGGCUCAGGUCAGCAAACGACUCUACAGCAUCUUCAGGAACUAUGCAAAACGCCGCUACAAGCACUUGGAUGAAAAGCUAAUCCAAAUGCUGAGCGCUGAGGAGUUGGAGCAACUGCUGCAGCUGAUCGGGGACCAAGUGCAAAGCUAUGUGAAGUAUAGUUGCGGGCAUGCAUUCGAACAGCUCUAUAGACGCCACUUUGAGAUCAUCGUUCGGAACUGUAAGCACCUGGAACGAUUCGCCCUAUACAAGGUGUUGUUGUGCCCGGAGCUUAUGAGUCAAUUGAGCCAGCUGCAGCAUCUGUGGCUGCGGAUCGAUGCGGGCGCCCUGCGUUCUAGGCUGCUGGAAAGUCUUAUUCCACUGCAGCUAGAAGUGCUGGUACUACGGGGUCCGCAGCUGAAUGCAGAGGAAACGAAAUACAUUUGCAACAUCACAAGCCUAAAGGAACUGGAUAUCUGCUGUGCUCAAACACCCAUUGAGCAAUUCCUUAAGCUGCAACAGCUAGAAAAGCUUCACAUGGUGAUGCCUUGGAUUACAGAUGACCAGUUUUUGGCACUGAUAAAAGGACUGCAACGACUGCAAACUAUCUAUGUGCGUAAGUGUCCCUUAAUUAAUGAGCAGAUUGUGAGUCAAGCAUAUGCUUGGAUCAGUGCAAAUGAACAAAGAAGACAUAAACUCCAAAUCAGCUUGCAUAAAUCUGCCAUAAAAAUGGAUUUCCCUGAUGACAUUAUUUCAGAAAAAAACUAAUUCAGAAAAAGACAAUAUGUAACAGCAAUUAGAUAUAAGUUAUAAUAGACGCAUGUGUUCACAAAAUACUCUUUAAAUGACAACAUCUGAAAUGUAAUUUGAAAUAAUUAAGCGCUCGCCAUAAUCAUCGACUGACAUACUAUCGAUACGU
Messenger RNA from Drosophila navojoa, 1138 nucleotides. RefSeq lists its product as uncharacterized. NCBI's taxonomy places the organism in Eukaryota, Metazoa, Arthropoda, Insecta, Diptera, Drosophilidae. The record is from RefSeq and is a predicted model, not a curated record.